CUGCGCGGGGGCGGCUCCCGGCGGCCCCCUCCGCCGGUUGCCAUGGUGCCGCGGCCCGGCGUGCUGUGGGCAGUGGCGGCGGCGGCGCUGGCGCUGCUGGUCCGGCGGGCGGCGGCGGCGCUGGCGGGGCCGGUGGUCCGCUGCGAGCCUUGCGACGCGCGGGCGCUGCAGCAGUGCAAGCCCCUGCAGCCCGACUGCGCCGAGCGGGUGCGGGAGCCGGGCUGCGGCUGCUGCCUCACCUGCGCCCUGCGGCUCGGGCAGCCCUGCGGCAUCUACACGGAGCGCUGCGGCGCGGGGCUCAGCUGCCAGCCGCGGCGGGAGGAGGCGCGGCCGCUGCAGGCGCUGCUCGAGGGCCGCGGGCUCUGCAGCAACGCUACGGCGGGGGGCAAGCUGCGGGCCUUGCUGCUGCCGGGACCGCACGCUGCAGGAAAUUUCAGUGAUUCAGAAGAAGACAGGAGUACCAGCAGUGUAGAAAAUCCGGCUAUUCCAAACUCUCACAGGGUGCCAGAUUCCAAGUCACAUUCACCACACAUCAAAAUAGAUAUCAUCAGGAAAGUGCAAGCCAAAGAUACACAACGCUAUAAAGUCGAAUAUGAUUCACAGAGUACAGAUACAUUGAAUUUCUCUUCUGAAUCCAAACAAGAGACUGAAUAUGGUCCAUGUCGUAGAGAAAUGGAAGACACUUUAAACCACCUAAAGAUCCUGAAUGUCUUGAGUCCCAGGGGUUUUCAUAUUCCAAAUUGUGACAAGAAGGGAUUCUACAAGAAAAAACAAUGUCGCCCAUCCAAAGGCCGAAAAAGAGGUUAUUGCUGGUGCGUGGAUAAAUAUGGACAGCCACUUCCUGGGUAUGAUGGGAAGGAAAAAGGAGAUGUCCACUGCUAUAACUUGGAAAGCAAAUGAGGACUGGGUGCCAGCUCUUCUGGCAUCUGUGCAUGGCCACUGGACCUCACAGAGACCUUGGAGGGGCUGGGCAAACACUGUGGGACUGCACUGUGUGUGGAGUAACAAGCUCUGCCUCCUGCAGCAGAUGGGGAGCUGCAGCCUCUGUGGAUGCUGCUGCAGCUGCACCCUGCCACCAACACACAUCGAGCUUCCCAUGGGAUAGGUGAGGAGCUCUGAAUUCCCAUGUAAACCUGCACUAUUGAUACCCAGAGAGAGAAAAACAAAAGGCACUUCAGAAUGGAAUCAGGGAGUCUCCACUGACUUUUUAAAGAAUGGCCUGUGACCAAUUUGAUCCCAAAAGAUACUGGGUUUUUUUAUUUUAAAGAAUUUAUAGACAUUAAGCUUGUAAAAGUAUUAAAAAGAAAAACAAAACCAAAAAACCCACAAGGAUUUAAAGAAAAAGUUUUUUUUACAGGUCUAAUGGGGAACUUGUCUUCACGGGUAAAAAGUUUUAUAAAAAUCUCAAAGAACUUUUUAAAGAAAUGUAUUUCUAAAAUAAAGACAUGGCUAUUUUUUUCUGUAAAAUAUAUUAUGAAUAUUCUGUUAGUCUGUAUUUAAUAUAAUUGUUUUUUAAUAAACUUUAUUUAAAUGUAACGUGAAUACCAAAUAUUACACAGUAAUUCUAGUGUAUACAUCUGUAUACAAAGAAAAAGUAAGGUUAUGGAAUGAUUUACAAAUAUGUAUACAUCUGUAUGCAUACACACUGACCUGUUAUAGGUAAGAGAAAUUAAUUUUUGGAGCAAAGGAAAUGUUUCCAGAAGGGAUUGAGUUUUAUUAUUUAACUACAAAUACCAAGAUAAUAUCUUUUUUAAUUAUUUUAUUGAUAAUUCUAAUGUACCCAUCACUGAAUUAUGCCACUGGAAAGGAUAACAGUCGCACUGAAGCUCUUGGUAAAGCUUUCCUCUGUCUGUAUGUUGCUUCAGUUUGUGUAACAGGGCUUACAUUUCCUCCACUUACUGCUCACACUAAUACAGAAUAUUCAUGGACAAAAAAUUGCCGUUACAGUACUACUCUUUGUAUUUGCUUAUUUAUUUUGAAAAGGUGUAUCUAUUCUGUGUUUUCUUGGUACAUUCUACCAAAGCACUUACUCUGUAUGAGGAACUCCUGUUGAAAACAAUAUCAACAAGACGGGGGGAUUGUGGACCUUGGGUGUUGAGACCCAUGCAUUUCAUUUAUGCAACACACAAUUGUUGCUUGCUUUGACUAUGGUAGAAAUAAUUUACCUGCAUCGAAGCAUAGAAAAACAGCCAUUGGGUUUAAGAGUUAAACUCACUGUCUGCCAUGGUGUUAUGUCUUUUUAAUUGGAAGAGAAGUGAUUUGGUUUUGUUGUGGUAUGUGAUGCUUUCACAUAAGGAAGGCUUUAGCAACAUUUUUUUUUGAGGCUGAUUGUUUAAUGUACUUUGUGAAAAAUUCUGUAUGACAAUGAAAUAUGGAUAAGGAAAGGUGGCCUGUGAAAUGUAACAUCUCUCUGGAAAAUAA
Molecule: messenger RNA, 2421 nt
Organism: Catharus ustulatus (Swainson's thrush)
Lineage: Eukaryota; Metazoa; Chordata; Aves; Passeriformes; Turdidae
Gene: IGFBP3
Product: insulin like growth factor binding protein 3
Exons: 4
Coding region: 43-900 (285 amino acids)
Biological process (GO): regulation of insulin-like growth factor receptor signaling pathway
Cellular component (GO): extracellular region
Molecular function (GO): fibronectin binding; insulin-like growth factor II binding; insulin-like growth factor I binding
Source: RefSeq, a predicted model, not a curated record